AAAUUGCUUAAAUUAGUGGGGGAGUUUUCCCCUUAGAGAUGCAUACAUAGUCGUAGAUAAUCCUGCCUCGACGCCAGGGUGGGAGUCGUCCAGACGAGGUGGAGGCAACUCUAAGCCCCCCUGGGAGAGACGUCACCAGGCUGGGACGCACCAUCGAGCAGUCUCCGCGAACGCGCGCCCACACUCCGCUGCCGAGGACGCCAGAUCGCUUUUCUUCUCGCCUUUCCCCUCCCUAAACGCGAGAUGCUUGGCCAAAUGCAAUUAAAUGGAGCAAAGCUGAACGAGUGCGAGGAAGCGUACACCUGCUCCUGCAUUCAAGUGGGAUAAAACAAGUGGGAAGGUCAUUGAAAGUGAAGGAAAGGAAGGAGGGAGGCUGCGUGGAGCCCGAGCUGGAGCGGAGCAUGCUUAUGGAGGAAGAGGGCACCGCGAACUGGCAACAUCUGUAACUUCUCUCUGGGAGAUUUUUUUUUUUUUUUUUUUUUUUUUUGCACGCGCGAGAGUGCGCGACAUUUUGCGAAUAAACAUGCCGGUGAGAAGAGGACACGUCGCUCCACAAAACACAUUUCUCGGGAUUAUUAUCCGGAAAUUCGAGGGUCAGAACCGUAAAUUUGUGAUAGCCAACGCCAGGGUGGAAAACUGUGCGAUCAUAUACUGCAACGACGGCUUCUGCGAGAUGACGGGCUUCUCCAGGCCGGACAUCAUGCAGAAGCCGUGCACCUGCGACUUCCUCCACGGCGACCAAACGGAUAAGGAGGCCAUCGGCCAGGUGGCCCUGGCUCUGGGGGGCUCCGAGGAGCGCAAGGUGGAGAUCACCUACUACCGCAAGGACGGGUCAGACUUCCAGUGUAACAUUCACAUUAUCCCGGUGAAGAAUGAGGAGGGCGUGGUGAUGAUGUUCAUCCUGAAUUUUGAUUACGUUUUGGAUGAGGGGAGUGACAACUCCGCAGAGAAGAUAAGCCCCGCAUCACCUACAAAGUCUGAUCAAAGGAGCAGAUUUGUCCGCUUCCGCCAGGCUGCCUUGAGCCUAAUGAAUACCAACAAGCAAUCUCUUCCACAAGAGGACCCAGAUGCUGUGAUGGUGGACUCACCCAAAGACAAUGAGGACUCGGUAGCCAUGCAGAGUUUCCCCUCACCCACAAAGAGCAUUUGCAGUCCCAUUGAGGCCAAUGACACCCAUGCCCUCAUCAGCUCCAGCCACCACUCCUCCCAGGCCAGCAUAGCUCCUGAACCGCUCGACCAUUCAUCCCCCAAACUCCUGUGGGAAAAGCUGUACCAGACGGAGGUGCACCAGUCCUCUACCUCCCUGUCCAAUACCUUUCCUAGAGGAAGCGUCACGAGCAUGAGGCGGGCGUCAUCUGUUCAUGAGAUUGAAGGCUACAGUUCCAGUUCCAAAAGCAUAUUCAGGGACCGCCAUACAAAUGAAGGUCCAUUUAAUCACGUGAAGUCCAGCCUGCUCGGCUCCACGUCGGAUUCCAACAUAAACAAGUACAGCACCAUCAACAAAAUGCCUCUGAUAGCCCUAACCUUUUCGGAAGGUAAUGACAAGAAGACUCACUCCCCUCCAACAUCAGAGAAAACCAUCCUUGCGCCAAAGGUCAAAGACAGGACGCACAACGUGACAGAAAAAGUGACACAGGUCUUGUCACUGGGCGCUGAUGUUCUGCCAGAGUACAAGCUGCAGACGAACCGCAUCGACAAGUUCACCAUUCUUCAUUACAGCCCGUUCAAAGCUGUGUGGGACUGGCUGAUCUUGCUGCUGGUCAUCUACACAGCCAUCCUCACGCCUUACUCUGCCGCCUUUCUCCUCAACGACCAAGAGGAGCAGAGGAGGCGUGAAUGCGGAUACUCGUGCAGCCCUCUUAAUGUGGUGGAUCUCAUCGUGGACAUCAUGUUCAUCAUUGACAUCCUCAUCAACUUCAGGACCACGUACGUGAACCAGAACGAGGAGGUGGUCAGUCAUGCAGCCAAGAUAGCGAUCCAUUACUUUAAAGGCUGGUUCCUAAUAGACAUGGUGGCAGCCAUUCCCUUUGACCUGCUUAUCUUCGGCUCAGGAUCAGAUGAGACGACCACUCUGAUUGGCCUGUUGAAGACAGCGAGGCUCCUUCGUCUGGUACGAGUAGCCAGGAAGCUGGACCGCUACUCUGAGUACGGCGCCGCCGUAUUGAUGCUUUUAAUGUGCAUCUUUGCCCUCAUCGCUCACUGGCUCGCCUGUAUAUGGUACGCCAUUGGUAAUGUGGAAAAGCCUUACUUGGAGCACAAAAUUGGCUGGCUUGACAACCUGGGAGUGUCCAUCGGGAAGAAAUACAACUACAGUGAUCCUAACUCUGGUCCCUCCAUCAAGGACAAGUAUGUCACUGCACUUUACUUCACCUUCAGCAGUCUAACCAGCGUGGGAUUUGGCAAUGUUUCGCCAAACACAAACUCGGAGAAGAUCUUUUCUAUUUGUGUCAUGCUGAUCGGAUCCCUCAUGUAUGCCAGCAUCUUUGGGAACGUCUCAGCCAUCAUCCAAAGGUUGUACUCGGGUACGGCGCGCUACCACGCGCAAAUGUUACGGGUCAAAGAGUUCAUCCGUUUUCAUCAGAUACCCAAUCCACUGAGGCAGAGGCUGGAGGAGUACUUCCAGCACUCCUGGGCCUACACCAACGGCAUUGACAUGAACACGGUGCUCAAAGGUUUCCCGGAGUGCCUGCAGGCAGAUAUCUGCCUUCACCUCAAUAAUAAUCUUCUUCACAACUGCAAAGUGUUCCAAGGAGCCACCAAAGGCUGCCUGAGGGCCUUGGCUAUGCACUUCAAGACCACUCACGCCCCUCCUGGAGACACUCUGGUCCACAGUGGGGACGUACUCACUGCCCUCUACUUCAUGUCCCGCGGGUCUAUUGAGAUCCUGAAAGAUGACAUUGUGGUCGCCAUCCUGGGGAAAAAUGACAUCUUUGGUGAAAUGAUCCAUCUCUUUGCCAAACCUGGGAAGUCCAACGCUGACGUGCGGGCUCUGAGUUACUGCGACCUGAGUACCAUCCAGCGGGAGGAUCUUCUGGAGGUGUUGGACAUGUAUCCAGAGUUUGCCGACUACUUCUUUGCCAACCUGGAGCUGACCUUCAAUCUCAGAGAUGAGUCUGUGAAGCCUCCCAGUCCCGAGGGCUGUGACUCAGACGGUGAGGGAACCAGGAGUAUUAAAAGAAGGAUUUCAUUCACACCAGAGCCACCCAAAGUGGAAAACAAUGACGUCAGUACAGAAUUGGAAAGGGGAAGGGAGUCAAACCUAUGCCUAAAGAGUAGUUCCGAAGUCCGGGGUCCCUCGACACCCAGCAGCCCCGUUCUGGACUCUAAUCUUCUCGGACACAACGAGGUCACAAACGGCUUGAGGAGAAGUCCAUCUUUUCAAGAUCUGUGCUGUGAUAAAUGGGUCUGCAAGAAGUCCAGAGACUACCUGGAUGAGUCAGCACAGUUCCAGGAGCUGAGAGAUGAUAAUUCGGCCAGCGAUCUUACCUACGGCGAGGUGGAACAGCGCUUAAAUCAGCUGCAAGAGCAUUUAAACAGGUUGGAGUCUCAGCUAAUGUCCGACAUUCAAACCAUCCUGCAGCUGCUGCAGAGACAGCCCACGUUGGGUCCUCCAGCUUACAGCACUGUGACCGCUAGUCCAGACUAUCACGGAUCUGCUGUGAAAAUUCAAACUGCUGCGUUGACAGCGGGCCAUUUUUUCAGCCAUACACAAAGUCAAGGUCCUAACUACAAAGUCAAGAGGGCCUUUCAGGAAUCCAAAGACUCUGUGCCGAGCUUGGCCAGCCUGAAGGUGCCGGUCGAGGAUAACCUUUCAACAUUGCUUUUACAAAGACAAACAGAAACACAAAAACAACAGCAGCAGCAACAAGAGAUUAGCAGGGAUCAACAGUCAACAUUGAUCCUGAUUCCAACAUCCUCCUCCUCGUCCCCCACUUCUGACUGCAACCUCAACGCCACUGGACUCCAAAGACCUGUCUCAGACCCAGAGCUACCAAGGCCGUAAACCUUUCAGCAUUUGUGUUCUAACCUCUGGGUUGUAAUGCUGCAAUUACAUGCUAGUCACUUUUUAUCAGCAUGCUGCAACAGACAAAUAUAUAUUCUUGAUUUGCAGUUGCUUGGUAGUAUAUUUAAUGUGUUUCUUUUCAUGCAUUUGGAUAGAAUACUGUUCUUUGCGGUACAACAGUACCACGGUCCUCUACAAAUAUUUCCAAUGUCAAUGCACUUGGAGAGCGCAAACCACCACCAAGGCCACUAUAGACCACCAGUAGCCAUUCUGUUAUAUGCAAAACCUCACACAUACAGUACUGUAUGUAUGGACAUAUUUAAAAUAAGUAUUAGAAAUAGGCCUGUGAUUUCACCAUAAUGGUCCAUGCUUGAUAAAUGGAAAAACUAGUAGGAUAGGACUGAAAUGUGAUAAUUAAAGAGUACAUAUUCACCAGCAGUCACUCUAAGCUGUUCUCAUGAGAAUUUAGUAGGAUUUUGUACAAAAAAAAAAGAAGAAUGCACUGUAAUUGGUUUAAAAUGACCUCUUUUUUGAGGCACUUUUUUUCUAGAAAUGAAUGUUAUGAAAAUAUUAUUGCCUAACUGAUUUGAAAUGACCAGAAAUAUGGAAAUGAGCAAAUUAUGUGUUUUUAGUGCAAUAUGUCUCCCAUCGGCACGGUGGCCGACUGGUUAGAGCGUCAGCCUCACAGUUCUGAGGACCCGGGUUCAAUCCCCGGCCCCGCCUGUGUGGAGUUUGCAUGUUCUCCCCGUGCCUGCGUGGGUUUUCUCCGGGCACUCCGGUUUCCUCCCACAUCCCAAAAACAUGCAUUAAUUGGAGACUCUAAAUUGCCCGUAGGCAUGACUGUGAGUGCGAAUGGUUGUUUGUUUCGAUGUGCCCUGCGAUUGGCUGGCAACCAGUUCAGGGUGUACCCCGCCUCCUGCCCGAUGACAGCUGGGAUAGGCUCCAGCACGCCCGCGAGCCUAGUGAGGAGAAGCGGCUCAGAAAAUGGAUGGAUGGAUGGAUGGAUGUCUCCCAUCUUCUAGGAAGUGGGAUAUAAUAUAGUGGAUAUGCAGUCUUACACACCCGUGUGCAAAUGCCAGGUUUUUGUCAUAUGAAAGAUGAAACCAAGAUCUCAAAACUUUUUCCAAAUUUAAUGUGACCUCUACCCUGUACAACUAAAUUUAAUAUUUUCGAAAGGUGAAGAAAAAAUGAACAACUGAAUUAAUUAAGUGUACACACCCUCUUGUAACAGAGAUGUGGCUGUGUUGAGAAUUACACACACAAUCACAAUCACGUUCAGACUCAUUAAAUGGACUAAAUCUCCUAAAAAUGUGGGAAAAUGUGUUAUGAUCCGAUUGAACCAAGGUAGGUCAACCUUGGUCUUUUUUUUUUUGUCCCUAAUUCCAAAAGGGAGGUUUGGCGCAAAAACAACAUUGCUCAGCACCAAAAGGACACCAUACCUACAAUGAAGCACGAUGGUGGCAACGUUAGGCUUUUGGGCUGUUUAUAGACAAGGUGGAAGGAAUGAUGAACCAUUCCAAAUUGCGGUCAGUGUUACCCCUGGAAAAAAAUAAAUGAAUAAAUAAAAAAUAAUUCUGAACACAGCCGAAUUAUGAGGGUGUGGGCACUUUUGCAAUCACAUUAUUAAGUUGUUUAUUUUUACAGUCCCUCUUGAAAAGAUUUUUAAAAUUUCAAUUUUUAUAAUAAUUAUUUACUAUACCUUUUUUAUUCCACAAAAAAACUGGCAUUUGAACAAGUGUGUGUUGACUUUUAUAUCCAGUGUAUUGUGUAUAAGAAUUAAUAAGAUGAUAUUAUUUCAAAGAGUCUAUUCCUUAAUAGGUUUAAACAAUGACCCUUGUGUUCUGCACAACGGUCCUGUUCAAACUUAACAGUUUCAUUUUUUUCCCAUUUCCCACUAAACUCUCACUUUUUAGUGGCAAAGCAGAUGGAGAGAUGGAUCUGAGCUUAACAAUAUGUUGUUUACGCAGGCACAUGAUAAGCGAAUGAAAUCCAACUCUCCUGCGGGUCCAGGAUUCAAAACACUUUCUUUCUUCACAUAUAAGCAUAUAAUACAAGAACCAAACCUUUGCAUGCUGUACUACGAGUCACAAAGACAGAAAAAAAAUAAGUGGUUCAUUUUGGUUCAGAUUUAUUUGGAUGACACUAAACCAGAACUAGUGGGUGAAAAAAUUCCCCACGUUUGAGCCCAUCCAAGUAUUUUUGCACGUAUUAGUGUACUACAGCAUUCACACUGAGGUACGAGAACUGUUUCUGAAUCCUUGGCUGUAUGCCUGUCUUCUCUGAAGUGUGACUCAGGGGUUAUGGACAAUUGCACUGCAGUUUACAGUAUCCAGAAUACUGUAAAACUCCUCUUUAUACAAUGUGCAUUAUUACUUAGGUCACAGGUGUGCACCUACUGUACAUAACACUAUCAUUUGUAGACAAAAGCAUGUUUUUUUUUUUUUUUUUUAAUCUGUAUAGACAUUGUUUUUGCACCACUUGCUAGCCCGAAAUAGCUUUUAUUAUAAUGAUGUCAGCAUACUUGUCUUUUACCACAUAGAAAGUUAGUGUUUGCACAUGGACAGCCCAUAAAUAGGGUCUUGUGCCUAUACCGUGAAUACAAAUGCUAUGUCAGAAUAUUUUUAACAUAUCAACAAGUCAUUUCAUUUCCCAGCACAAUUUUGGUGGCAUUGUAUAUUGAAACAUUGCUAGAAACUAAAAAUGAAAUUCAUCAUAUUACCAAAUGUUUAAAAAAAUAUAUAUUAUUUUUUUACUUUUUAAUUAUUUUAGAAAGUUAGAAGAUGCUUGUUUUGAAACUGUGGGAUCGGCAAUAAAAGGAGAAAUUAAAA
Molecule: messenger RNA, 6831 nt
Organism: Phyllopteryx taeniolatus (common seadragon)
Lineage: Eukaryota; Metazoa; Chordata; Actinopteri; Syngnathiformes; Syngnathidae
Product: potassium voltage-gated channel subfamily H member 7-like
Exons: 15
Coding region: 524-4003 (1159 amino acids)
Biological process (GO): membrane repolarization during action potential; regulation of ventricular cardiac muscle cell membrane repolarization; potassium ion transmembrane transport
Cellular component (GO): membrane
Molecular function (GO): inward rectifier potassium channel activity
Source: RefSeq, a predicted model, not a curated record